Messenger RNA from Triticum turgidum subsp. durum (durum wheat), 1170 nucleotides. The record is from the annotation of a GenBank genome assembly. Lineage: Eukaryota; Viridiplantae; Streptophyta; Magnoliopsida; Poales; Poaceae.
AUGACGAAAAGAAGCCACGCGACCGUCCUUGACGACCUGCCCGACUGGAUUGUCAUCGAAGAGAUCCUUGUCCGUUUGCCCCCCAAGGACCUCCUUCGCUGCCGUGCUGUCCGCAAGAUGUGGCACAGUGCCACCUCCAGCAACAAGUUCAUGCUCGACAACUGCUGCCGUCAACCCUUGCUCCCUGUGAUCAGAAAGCAUAUCCCUGGGCAGGAAGGAGUCGGGUUCAUUGUCUUCUGUGAUAACGAUGCAGGAGCCUCCGACCAAAACCUCUGGCCAAUCAUUCAGCACUCUAAGUUAAGUUAUCUCGUGGGCACCUGUGAUGGCCUUCUAAUCUUGGCCGGCGAAUCCGAUUUCUGGAUCUGCAACCCGGCCACUCGCAAAUGUGCUCUACUACCACAACCUCGAGUUUCAUCGCCUUCGUCAGAGGGUUCCGAUGACUACGUAGCUGGCUUCUACCGGCACCAUCCAUCUGGGGAAUACCGGGUGCUCUGGUUCUCAAAUGGCUCAUAUCGUGGCUACAUCCUAACGGUAGGAUCCGACAAGCCGAGGAUCGUUAGUCGGCCGUCAGUGUCAUCACGUUUGCCGAAAUGCAGGCGCGAUAUGGCUUUUGAUUCCUGCUGUAGUUCACAAGUCAACCACCGGGGCAGCCUGCACUGGUUAACGGGAAUGGAGACGGAGACUUCUGUGGACAUCUUGGUGUUCGACACAGUAACUGAGACGUUCCGGUGGAUGCGCAGUUCUGGCCAGUUGGGCUAUCAGGUGUCAUUGUGGGAGAUGGACAACAAGCUUGCUUCAUGCAGCACCAAUGAUGCCAGCAUAGAGAUUUGGAUGAUGCAAGACUACGAGGCUGAGGCCUGGGCCUUGAAGUACCGAAUUAACUUGUUAGCGAUGAAGACAUUACCACAAUUCGAGUAUGUUUCUAAGAUGGCACUGCUUAACCAGCGUGAGCUGCUGAUCUAUUGUCACACUGCAUCGGAGUGUCCCGACUUUAUGUUGCACUGUGACAUUGAUGGAAAGUUUUUGGGAUAUGUUGAAAUCAAAGAGGGAAAGUACUCCGUAUACUUCACUUAUCAGUACUUUCAGGAGAGCAUUCUUCCACUUCCGUUCUGUGAGAUGCAAGAAGAAGGUGGUGUGGAUAAGGAGCCUCCAUUCUUCAUAGGGCUAUAA